AUGAAGGCCCAACAGAGACCUUUAAAAAUCCCCGGCCCCAAGGAGCAGUGUGAAGACAGGUAUUUACCCGUCAGAGUGAGCGAAAUUUAAAUUUUUAUUUUUUACAUUUAAAAAAUGAUUUUAAGAUUUGGAAUGUCAGUUAAAUAUCAAUAUAAAUCCUCAGGCUGAAUUUGAUAGUACAAAUCCCUUAUGUUUUAUUAAAUUUUUUUUUUGCUCUUUGUUCCCAUUUUUUCCUUUUCUUUUUCUUCUUAUUUUUUUUCUUUUCUUUCUUUUUCUUCUUUUUUUUUUUUUUUUUUUUUUUUUGCUUUUUUUUCUUUUUUUUUCUUUUUUCCUUUUUUUUUCUUCUUCUUUUUUCUUUUUUUCUUCUUCUUCUUCUUCUCUUUUCUUUCUCCUUUUUGGCCGCUUUUCCUUCUCCCUUUCUUCUUUCCCCCCCUUUUCCUUCCGCUUUUCCCGUCCCUCCGUCCCUGGCUUUGCCCCACCUGUGAGACUCCCCCAGUUGGCUCACGAGGGGGGAAACCCCAACAGUGGGGGGAAGUUCUGUGAAAAGGGAAAUCGGUUUUGUCUUUUUAUUUGGAAAAGAGGGAACCAAAGUAAACAGUUUCUGAAAAGCUUUGCCUUUUGGUCAUCGUUUAGUGUCUUCUUUUCUUCCAGAGCUGGUUUACUUUACGUGAGGAAAACGAGGGCAAAACCCAAAAUUCACUUAGUUGUGUCAAUAAAAGGGGCUAAAAGGAAAAUCUGAAGAUGAAGAUUGGAAAAAUUUUUGAUUAGGGGUUAUUUGUCUGUGUUGAGCAGUGGAGACGUGUCCUUUCAACAUGGAGUACCAGAGUGUGCUAGUCCCUGCACUGAUACCUGCUCCAACCCAGAGAGGAACCAGCAUUGUGAGGAACACUGCACCGACGGAUGCUUCUGCCCUGCCGGUACAUGCACUAAUAUACAGAAUACAACAUCAUACGUCAGCAAUGUAACUUUUUUAAAGUAGCAAUAAAAAAUAUACAAAUGUGAUCUCACCGACGGAUGCUUCUGCCCUGCCGGUACUGCACACUCACUGAUUUAACAGAGAUGGGAUCAAGUCACAAUUUUGCAAGUCUCAAGUCUUAACUUUCGAGUCUCGAGUCAAGUCCCAAGUAAUAAUGGGUAAGUCCCAAGUUCCACAGCUCAGCUCCCUAAUUUGGGGUUUCGAGUCCUCAAGUCAAAGGUUAAGUGUUUAAUGCCAAUUUCAAUGCAUCAGUGAUUUUGGACCCACAUGUUUUACAAACUGCCCCCAGAGCAACUUACAGGAGCAGUUUGGGUUAAUUAAGUGCCUUGCUCAAGGGCACACUGACAGAUUUUCACCUAGUCAGGUCAGGGAUUCAAACCAUUGACCUUUCAGUUACUGGCCCAAUGCGCUUAACCAAUAGGCUACCUGCCCGCUUUGGUAUGCAGAUAUUUUCUAAACAGGGCACAUGGUUUUUAAAGAAAUUCUGGAAAAACUCCUGGCCCUAGGGAGGAUGAAAAUUCCGUCAAACUGCAGCAACCUUGUACUUAAUAUGAAAUAUGUUUGAAAACGACUUUCCGUUACCCAUCAACCACUGCAAUUGGACAAUAGAAGUCACAGGGCGGAGCUUGCUUUAUGCAGGCAACUGCAAUUAAAAAAGUAACUCACCACAGUCUAUUUAUGUCUUUUAAAGCCCGUUUGGUGUUUUUUGUAAUUUUAGUUUAAACAUUUUGAUUGACAAAGGGGCCUAGCCCCAACCCCCUUUGAAUUGCCUCCCUUUUCCUUCCCCAUUUUCUCGAAAAAACCUUUUGGGGUUUUAUUUUUGUUUUCAAACAUUCCACCCUAUUUUCCCCCCCCAAGGGGCAAAAUUGGGGGGCCCCACGUGAUCAUUUUUUUCAGUGCAUAAAAAGCUAAAAAUGCCCUUUUCUUCCCAAUUUAAAAGGGGAGGCUGCUUUGGGAUUUUCGUAAGGGUCUUGUUGUUAGGGGGGGGGGUGAGGUUUUUCAUUUCUCAAAUAGGGGGGAGGCGUGGAGCGGCAGCGCUUUGCAGUAUUCUUUUUUGGGCCCGGAACUGAGGAAGUUUUUUAAAAGGGCUUGUUUAAUUAUUUGGGAACAGGUGAUAAUGUUUUUUAAUGGGGUUUAAAAUUUUUUAUUUGGAAAAAGGGACUAAAUUAUUUAAAUUUUUUAGGAAACCAGGUGACUAAAUGUAUUUAAUGUCAUUUAUGGAACCAGGUGACUUAAAUGUAUUUAAUUUCAUUCAUGGAACAAGGUGACUAAAUGUAUUUAAUGUCAUUUAUGGAACCAGGUGACUAAAUGUACUUAUUGUAAUUUAUGGAACCAGGUGACUAAAUGUAUUGAAUGUAAUUUAUGGAACCAGGUGACUAAAUGUAUUGAAUGUAAUUUAUGGAACCAGGUGACUAAAUGUUAUUGGAAUGCCUUUCUAUAGGAACCGUGUUUGAUGACCUCAAUCUGAACUGGCUGUGUAGCUGUGAAACCAGUGCUCUUGUCUCCACACGGACAGUCUUACCAGCCUGGACAAUCAUUCUCAAGAACAUGCCAGACAUGGUAAGAGCUGCACUGUAUUUAUAUACACUGAAUUAUUGUGUGUGUGUGCGAGCCGGAUGUGUUGAGCCGGAUGUGUUGAGCUGGAUGUGUUGAGCCGGAUGUGUUGAGGCCUGGAUGUGUUGAGCCGGAUGUGUCGAGCCGGAUGUGUCGAGCCGGAUGUGUUGAGCUGGAUGUGUUGAGUGGAUGUGUGAGCGGAUGUGUUGAGCCGGAUGUGUUGAGCCUGGAUUGUGUUGAGGGGUGUGUUGGGGCGGAUGUGUGCGGUGUGUUUAGUGGUGUGUGACUGGGUGGGGGCUGGUGGGUUUUUAGUGGGUGGGUUGAGCGGGGGGUGCUUUGUGUCUAUGGUGUUGAGCUGGAUGUGGCGGUGUGUCUUGUGUGGUGUGUAGGCUAAAAAUGACUGUUCUCCUUUUGUACUGUAACCCCGGCCAGGGGGGUUGUACAGACUGAUUUCCACUACCGUCCCUAGUGGGAGGGGGUUCCCCCAUCCCACCUUGAUGGGGGGAAAGCUAACCCCUUCCCGGAGACGUCAUAUGCCGUCCAGGAGGGGUUAAAAUAAGUAGGAGAUGCUCAUAUGUCCCGUCCAAAAUUUGGGAUCUAAAAAACUAUGGGGACUGUAUAUGUCCUGUCCAAGGGGGGACUAAAUAAAAUAUGGAGACUGCUCCCUGUUGUCCAAAAUAGGGCUAAAAUAACUUUUGGAGACUGCUCCCCUGUUUCCAAGGUAGGGGUCUAAACUAACGUAUGGGAUGCUCCCGCUGUAUGUCCAAGGUAGGGAUCUAACUAACGUAUGGAGACUGCUCCCGCUGUAUGUCCAAGGUAGGGAUCUAAACUAACGUAUGGAGACUGCUCCCGCUGUAUGUCCAAGGUAGGGAUCUAAAUAACGUAUGGAGACUGCUCCCUGUGUAUGGUCAAAGGUAUGGAUCUAAACUAACGUAUGGAGACUGCUCCCGCUGUAUGUCCAAGGUAGGGAUCUAAACUAACGUAUGGAGACUGCUCCCGCUGUAUGUCCAAGGUAGGGAUCUAAACUAACGUAUGGAGACUGCUCCUGCUGUAUGUCCAAGGUAGGGAUCUAAACUAACGUAUGGAGACUGCUCCGCUGUAUGUCCAAGGUAGGGAUCUAAACUAACGUAUGGAGACUGUCCCGCUGUAUUGUCCAAGGUAGGGAUCUAAACUAACGUAUGGAGACUGCUCCCGCUGUAUGUCCAAGGUAGGGAUCUAAACUAACGUAUGGAGACUGCUCCUAUGUCCUGUCCAAGGUAGGGAUCUAAACUAACAUAUGGAGACUGCUCCCGCUGUAUGUCCAAGGUAGGGAUCUAAACUAACGUAUGGAGACUGCUCCCGCUGUAUGUCCAAGGUAGGAUCUAAACUAACGUAUGGAGACUGCUCCCGCUGUAUGUCCAAGGUAGGGAUCUAAACUAACGUAUGGAGACUGCUCCCGCUGUAUGUCCAAGGUAGGGAUCUAAACUAACGUAUGGAGACUGCUCCCGCUGUAUGUCCAAGGUAGGGAUCUAAACUAACGUAUGGAGUGAUAUUAGUGCCAACAGAAAUAUUGAAUACAAAUUUGAUUUCUUAACACAAAUUAUUAAAUUCAGAUUCCAUUUCAGUUGGCACUGAUAUGUCUCCAUACUAAUGCAUACUGUAUGUUUAGUAGAUUUAACUCCUGACUCGCAAGCGAACAUGUACUGGCCCACGAGCGGGCCACAUCCGGCAUAGAUUGCGGCCGACCGGUGGCAUCCACUUGCAUUGGCGGUGCUUGUACAUACCAUUGCUCUCACUAUCCAUAUUCAUCUCAUAAAUAAUAUCUAACUUUUCUAUCAAGUUGCACCAUAAUAUACACUGCCUCCAUUCACACCCCUUGAACUUUUCAACAUUUUGUUGUGUAACAGCCUGAAUUAAAAAUGGAUUAAAUAGUGUGUUUUUUUUGUCACUGGCCUACACACAAUAUCCCAUAAUGUCAAAGUGGAAUUAUGUUUUUCAAAAAUUAAUUUAAAAGAAAAAGCUGAAAUGUCGAGUCAAUAAGUAUUCAACCCCUUUAUUAUGGCAAACCUUAAGUUCAGGAGUAAAAAUGUGCUUAACAAGUCACAUAAUAUAUUGCAUGGACUCACUCUGUGUGCAAUAAUAGUGUUUAACAUGAUUUUUGAGUGACUACCUCAUCUCUGUACUCCACACAUACAAUUAUCUGUAAGGUCCCUCAGUCGUGCAGUCAAUUUCAAACACAGGUUCAACCACAAAGACCAGGGAGGUUUUCCAAUGCCUCGCAAAGAAGGGCACCUAUUGGUAGAUGGGUACAAAUUUAAAAAGCAGACAUUGAAUAUCCCUUUUUUAUUUUAUUUUCUUCUUCUUCUUCUUCUUAUUAUUAUUAUUAUUUAAUUCAGGUUGUAAGACAACAAAAUGCAGAAUAAGUCAAGGGGUAUGAAUACAUUCUGAAGGAACUGUAAUUCCCUAGAACUGAAAGUAUGCAAGUAGUAAGUAGUGUGUUAAAAAAAAAUGAGUUUCCUUAACUUUACUGUCAUACCUUGUGCCAAUUGUCCCCAGCAAACCAACAACACUGCUUUCACAGUCCUGGGUGACAUAGUGAAAUGUGGAAAUACGGACACUGAGACCUGCCUAAAGGCUGUGACCCUGGUGAUUCCAGAGUCCAAGGUAAGUUAGCCUCUCUGCAGUGACACACCCACCUGAUAGUGUCAUAUUAAAAUAUAUCAACAUCAAACCAUGUUGUAUAUGUUUAGAGAAAAAAAGCUCAACGUUGAGACUUCUCCUGCUGCCAGUAACUCUUAUCACCACUUCAGGGCCAAUUCUAUUUCAAUUCCAGUCAAUUCAGGCAGUAAACUGAAAUCCCAAUUCCAAUUCUCUUCAUUGUUUUUCAGUGAGGAACAUUUGGAAUUGGUAUUGGAAUUAGGCUCUGGAUAAGAGUUUCUGCUAAAUGACUAAAAUGUAAAUGUAAAUGUUUACUUUCUGUAUUGAAUGGAAUUGACUCCACACUCCUUAUCACCAGGGGAGUCUCUCGGUCGUCAUCAAGGCCAGUGGAAGGGUCUUUGUCAACAAGAUGUUUUCUCAGUUGCCGCUUUUCAUGGGUGAGUUACUGCUUGAUGGCAACUUGAGAAAAGGGAUACAGAAAUGUGAUAUCUGUCUAUUUUAUUUUUGUCAUGAAUCAGUAUAAACUUCUGUUUGAAACCCACCAGACAUGUCACCCAUUGAGUUGUCUCUUUUUUCUUAGCAUCAUGUAACACCAAUAGCAUCCCACAACACAACGGGGGAGCUAAAAGUUAAUGGUCCACCAGAUUGUGACUAGAACUUGUGUAUAUUUUCCACAGCGAAUGUAACAAUCUUUCAGCCCUCUACGUUCUACAUCGUUGUGCAUACCUCUUAUGGGCUGCGUCUAGAGGUCCAGCUAACACCUAUAAUGCAGGUCUACAUCAUAGCUAGCAGCUCCCACAAGGAACAAACCCAGGGUAUGUUUCUCUCAGUUCAUUCAACGUCUUCGUGGAAGAUAAGCGUCUUUGGGUCUUUGAAAAGCGCUAUAUAAAUCCCAUGCAUUGUUAUUAUAAAAGCUGAUUGGUUGUCAAACUAUUGUUAUUGUAAUAUACCACUUGUUUGGGGGGGGUUCAGUCAAACCUCACCUGAAACAAUUAUUAAUAAACUAACAAUACUUGAUGCAUUGCAUCUUUAGUCAAUGUUAGUUUUAACCACUUUAAUGAAUCUGUUAUAUUGUUUUGUACCUCUUAUCCAGGUCUUUGCGGAGACUUUAACAGCGUCCAAGCUGACGACUUCAGAACCAUCAAUGGACUGGUGGAAGGAACCGCUGUGACGUUCGCCAACACGUGGAAGACCAAAGCAAGCUGCCCUGAUGUGACACAGAACUUUGAGAUCCCAUGCAGUCUGAGUGUAGAGAACGGUACUCCUUCGACCUCUUUAAAAACACUAACGUAUGUCUAAUGCAGCGGUUCUCAAACUAGGGGUCGUGAACCCAUGUGGGGUCGCCUGAUAUGAAAAAAGGGUCGCGGGAGAAUUUCCAAAAUACCCCAAAGUAUAUACACUGAACAAAAUAUAAACGCAAAACAUGACAAGUGUUGGUCCCAUGUUUCAUGAGCUGAAAUAAAAGAUCCCAGAAAUGUUCCAUAAACACAAAAACGUAUUUCUCUUAAAUUUGGUGCACAAAUUUGUUUAAAUCCCUGUCAGUGAGCAUUUCUCCUUUGCCAAGAUAAUCCAUCCAUCUGGGGUCAAAAAAAGGCCACUCUACCCCAGUGGUAGAAAAAGGAUCACUCUACCCCAGUGGUAGAAAAAGCAUCACUCUGUGCAUAGAUCAGAGUUUAUUUUCUAACUAAACAUUUGUAUUGUUUGCUUAUGUUUCGGCGUAGAGAGCCUUUAUCAAGGCCUUGGGACACUUUUUGGGGAUGACACUUACGUAUGUCUACUGAGAUGCACAGUAAAGCCUAGAUAAAAACUCUUUGUACUUUGUGCUUAAAUGUUAAAUGUUGCUCAUAUCUCCUAUGUUUUACAGAGAGAUAUGCCAAGCACUGGUGCUCGAUGCUGUCAGAUCCUGCAGGAAUAUUUUCCCAAUGCCACACUGAGAUCAACCCAAAGUACUACAAGGAAGUAAGUAUGAUGAUUUUAAUUUGUCAAAUGCUCUUUAAUUACAGAGUUAUCCCAAAGCUCUAUCAUUCAAGAAGUUCUAUAUUAAAAUGUAUCAUUUUAAUGUAUUACUAAAUGUAACCUAAUGUAGAUCUCAAAACAUGUCAUCAGAUUUUUCAAGAUGUUUUCAAAUAGUAUUGUCCUGUGCUUGUGUGUGAUUUCAGAAAACAGUAGUUUUCUUCAUUAACAAAUCACAUAACUGAACUAUCUUCUAUUUCCCCUUCUCCUUCUCCUUCUUCUUCUUCUCCUUCUUCUUCUUCUUCUUCUUCUUCUUCUUCUUCUUCUUCUUCUUCUUCUUCUUCUUCUUCUUCUUCUUCUUCUUCUUCUUCUUCUUCUUCUUCUUCUUCUUCUUCUUCUUCUUCUUCUUCUUCUCUCCCUAUAGAUCUGCCUAUAUGACAGCUGUAACUGUGAGAGGAGUGAGGAGUGCAUGUGUGCUGCGGUCUCCUCCUAUGUCCGUGCAUGUGCUGCUGCAGGUGUCCUGCUCAAUGGAUGGAGAAACACCACCUGUGGUAAGAUAAACAUCAGAGAACCCCCAAAAUGAAUUAAUGAAUGAAUGAAGGGUUUCCACUUAUAUUAACCCACUGUGUUCAGGGUUUCCCCUUAUAUUAACCCACUGUGUUCAGGGUUUCCCCUUUAUAUUAACCCACUGUGUUCAGGGUUUCCCUUUAUAGUAACCCACUGUGUUCAGGGUUUCCCCUUUAUAUUAACCCACUGUGUUCAGGGUUUCCCCUUAUAUUAACCCACUGUGUUCAGGGUUUCCCCUUAUAUUAACCCACUGUGUUCAGGGUUUCCCCUUUAUAUUAACCCACUGUGUUCAGGGUUUCCCCUCCUAUUUACCCACAGUGUUCAGGGUUUCCCCUCCUAUUUACCCACAGUGUUCAGGGUUUACCCUCUUAUUUUAAAACAAAAUAAAAGAAAUACCCCAAAACAUAUAAUGAAAUGUUGAAUCACCAUACUGUUUCCACAGGGAAGUACACCUCUCUCUGCCCCGACACAAUGGUCUAUGACUACACCAUGACCAGCUGUGACCGCACCUGUCGUUCACUGAGCCAGCCAGACUUUACCUGCCAGGUACAUUCACAUGGACAUCUCAUUUCUAUCACUUUUAUUUAUUUAAUAUUAUUAUUAUUAUUCAUUUUAUUAAUGUCUUGGUGUCUAAGAUUGUUGUUGUCUUGUUGUUGUUGUUGUUGUUGUUGUUGUUGUGUAUGUUCUUGUUGUUGUGUGUGUUGUUGUCUUGUUGUUGUUGUUGUUGUUGUGUAUGUUGUUGUUGUCUUGUUGUUGUGUAUGUUGUUGUUGUCUUUGUUGUGGUUUUGCUGUUGUUGUCUUGUUGUUGUUGUGUAUGUUGUUGUUGUAGUUGCAGACAUGCCCAAAGUAAUUUCCCCUCAGGGAUAAAAUAACGUUUUUUAAUUGAAUUGAACAGUUAGACCAUGUGCCUGUGGAUGGCUGUGGCUGUGCAGAGGGAACCUACCUGAAUGACCAGGGAGACUGUGUCCCUGCCUCACUCUGCUCCUGCUACUAUGGAGGCACGGUAGUACCCCCUGGAGAGGCCACCAGGAUCUAUGGGGCUACUUGGUGAGGACUUGCUUGGCAUGUGAAAGAAAAUCUCAGAAAAUCAGAUGGUCUUCUUUGUCGUGGCUCUAUUCAAAUAUUUAGAAAUCGACUGUCUUCUUCUCAAGUCUUGGUUUACUGCAAGAGGCAUGCUAAACCAUGCUUAACCCCCUCCUCUUGUACCCCUCUUAACCACCAGCUCAUGCAGACAUGGGAAAUUAAGCUGUGUUGGAGAACAAAAACAUUCAUGUGAGUACGACGAAAUUCGGAAACACAUCUUUAUUUGCCAAAUACAGCAAAUCACUUCACAACCAAGACUCUAUAAUUCAGUCAUGAACAAGGAAGUUGAGUCCCUACUAACCUAUAAAGCCUACUUUUGGUCCCUACAGCCUGUGAAGAACCAAUGGGUUUCUUCAACUGCUCCAGUGCAGGUCCCGGAGCCAAGGGCUCAGAGUGCCAGAAGAGCUGUCAAACACUAGACAGUCAAUGUGUAAGUCUACAAUGGGACAUGCCUUACAACACGUUUAAUAAAAACAUGCCUUACAACACGUUUAAUAAAAACAUGCCUUACAACACGUUUAAUAAAAACAUGCCUUACAACACGUUUAAUAAAAACAUGCCUUACAACACGUUUAAUAAAAACAUGCCUUACAACACGUUUAAUAAAAACAUGCCUUACAACACGUUUAAUAAAAACAUGCCUUACAACAAGUUUAAUAAAAACAUGCCUUACAACACGUUUAAUAAAAACAUGCCUUACAACACGUUUAAUAAAAACAUGCCUUACAACACAUUUUAAUAAAAACAUACAAGGACAAUGUUAUGUUACCACAGUCUCAGAUUGAUCAAAUUAUUUAUAACCUUAGACAUAGCUAGGCCCAGGAUCCAAACGACAUCCUCCGAUGGUGCACUGAGAUUGACUUUUUAGAAGGUUUCUGUUUGAGCAGACAUCUGUAAUGUUUACAGAGAACCUGAUCUCCAUGAACAUCAAGGAGAUCAUCUUUAAAAGUCCUUUAAAAACACUUGAUCCAUUUGACAAAUAAUGCCCACAUGUCAUUCCCAGGGACAUACAGGCACACUGUCAACUUAAAUAUCAGUCCUUCCCUAUUUCAUGUCAUUUCAUUGUGUGUUCCAGAUCAGUGCAGACUGUGUAUCAGGCUGUGUUUGUCCUGCUGGUCUGCUGUCUGAUGGAAAUGGAGGAUGCAUCGAGGAGGACCUAUGUCCCUGUUCUCACAAUGGAGUCUACUACCAACCUGGACAGACACUCAAAGUAGACUGCAAUACCUGGUAA
Coregonus sp. 'balchen' is the source of this 10001-nucleotide messenger RNA. NCBI's taxonomy places the organism in Eukaryota, Metazoa, Chordata, Actinopteri, Salmoniformes, Salmonidae. The record is from the annotation of a GenBank genome assembly.